Molecule: messenger RNA, 486 nt
Organism: Necator americanus (New World hookworm)
Lineage: Eukaryota; Metazoa; Nematoda; Chromadorea; Rhabditida; Ancylostomatidae
Exons: 1
Coding region: 1-486 (161 amino acids)
Source: RefSeq, a predicted model, not a curated record
AUGGAGAGGCUUAACUGCACGGAACUAAAGCUGCUUAGACGGCUAUUUGGCUACUUUUGGCCUACGGUAUACCACAAUGAAGAUCUUUGCGCAGAAAUUGAUGUGGCUUACUGGCAGAUGACACAUGGAAGAUAUCAACAUCUUGUAGCACCAUCGAAAGCGACUAAAGUAAAUCGUCUUCGCUUCUUUGGGCAUAUAUUAAGGAGACCGGCAGACCAACGGGUUCUGAAGAGUUCGUCGGGUUCAAGCUGGAAGAAGCCACCUGGCCGAAAACGGAAGUUCUGGACUGAGGUGGUGAAAGAGGACCUGAGGACACUCGGCGUGGAUAGGCAGUUCAGGCGAGACGUAAGGUUUCGCAGAGUAUGGAAUAGCGACAAAUGGAUUGAUCCUGUGCAAGCUCUCUCAGAAGAUCGAGAAGGUUGGGCAGAGCUGUGUUCAAGGACGGCACACCUCGGCGAAGAUACGGGUAGUCACGUCAGGCGAUGA